AUGAUGGGUUUUUUAUGGGUGAUUUUGUUUUCGGCCUCAACGGGCCUGCAUUUAAUACUAGGGUUACCUUUGAGGCCAACGCCGCAACUCUACCCUCACGAUCCAAAUGAAGCAGCAGUCUUUCAUGGAUGGGGCCCACAAGGGCUGUAUGCGCUACCAGCGCUGGCGCUGGUGCUCACCGCUGUUGGACUUCUGUUUGGAUGUACCUGGUGUUAUAGGCAUAAAGAUUGCAAGCUGUUCGCGGCGGGCGCGGGCCACCUGCACGAUGCGCGGCGCCCCCAGCCCGACUCGGGCUUCGCGGAGCCGGCCAACAACAACGUCGGCGAGGACAACAACAACGGGCCGAUAUCGAUGCGCGAGAUGCAGAACAUCGAGAACAACAACGCGGCCGCGUACAUCGUCAGCGAGAACGAGGAGCGGAACCGCAUGAGCCGCGAGUCGGUCGUCGAGUUCGAGCCGCUGCCGCUGGGGCUGCGAGUCGCCGACCCGCUCGAGAGAUGCGCCGACUGGUUCGGCGGGGAAGACUUGCCAAGGAAUCGACUCCAAUAUCUACGCGAAAUCGGAAGGGGAUGGUUUGGAAGGGUGGUCGAGGGAGAACUGGACGUCGGCGCCAACCCGACGGUGGCGGUGAAGAUCCUCAACCAGAACGCGAGUCUUGAGGACAAGGCGCGGUUCCUGGACGAGGCCAGGGUGUACAGGGACUCGAGGCACGAGAACAUCCUCGCGUUCGUCGCCAAGUGUCUCCAGGAGGACCCCUGGAUGCUGCUCUUCGAGCUGUGCCCGAUGGAUUUGCAGCAGUACCUGAUAGUGAAUCGGCCCAAGAUGGCGACGCUCAACGAGAGCGGCGUGCCUCUGCAGCUGAUGUGUGACGUCACGUCCGCAUUGGCGUACUUACACGCGCGCGGUCACUUGUACGGCGCCCUCUGGAGCGGCGGCGUGCUGGUGCGGGGCGGCGCGGAGACUGCGCGCGCCGUGCUCGGCCGCUACUGCGCGCCGGAGCCCCAGCACGAGUGCCGCGCGCCGGAGGCGAGGCGCCGCCCCGCCGCUCGCACGACUAACAGUGAAGUAUGGUCUCUGGGUACCUUGAUUUGGGAGAUUUGUGCAUGGGGCGCGCCGCCACCGACACCGCCGCCGCCUCUGCCCGAUCUCCCUUGCCCAUACAGAACACACCUAUACCAAGUGAUGCAGCUGUGCUGGAACCCAAACCCGGACGGUCGGCCUUCCGCGCAGCAGGUGCACGCGCUCCUCAACCACCUGCACAGCAGCCACGUGCACAGCGAGAGCGCCCAAGACGACGGAUACGGGAGCAGCGACUUCGAGGGGCGAUGGCAACGGCUCAAGCCCAACACGAUACCGAAGAUAGACGAGCACGUCGCCAUAGUACACGCCCCCUCCACCUCCGUCUCCUCCCACUUCACCGGCUCCGACCAGGACCUGGACAACGCGCCGACGACACAGGACACGCUCAGCGUGGAUUUGGACACGGCCGUCUCCCGCUCCAGCAGCAUAAUGUCCGACAGGGACCCGCUAGCCGUACAAAUCAAGUCCGACAGCCUGACCAAUCUCCACGGCUCGCUGGAGGACGUGAGGAACAUCUAUCUCACGCACAACGAGACCGCCGCGAUCGAGUGCCACCAAGGGAAUGUGGGCCUUGACGACUGCAAGGACAAGGACCAAGAUCGCUCGGACAGCUCGAUGGACCCCUGGCUGAGGGACAUAAUCGCCGGCAGCCAAGACGACGUGAGCUACUUCAAGGACGUGAGCGACGUCAUUAAGAACCUCGACAAUAUAUUGAACUCGGAGAAGACGUCGAGCUCCGAGUCCAGCCACCAGGCGAGCCCCUCGAGGGAUAAUCUAAGCCUGGAGUGCAAGAAGGAGUGUCCGGUACAGAAAAGCAUGGUCAAGUCGCCCGGUAUUAGCAACUUCCAGAAUAUUCUGGAGGUGGGCUUCGAUUCGGACGCCCAGCAAAGCGAGGCUUACGUGGACGAUGACGUAGAUCGAGAUACCAUCGGCACGUUGAGCCACUCGUUUGAACGCCACAGCGACUCGAUUAGUCAACAUACCCUCGAAAACUUAACGCCCGAAACGCCAAUCAAAGAUUUAGAUAUUGUUACGAGAAUUGAAUAUCACCCCGAAACUGUGGACGCGAACAAUACAAAGCGAGAUUUUGUUCUGUGUGACACAGAAGAACAUAGUGAAUUGCCAAAAGAUAAUAAAGUAUAUGAUAGUUUAAGUAACAUACCCAUGUUAAAGGAAUUAUGUGUAGCCUCAAUGUCUAGUUUAAGUGAAACUCUUAUUCAACAACUGAAUGUGAGAGAAGACUGUCAUACACCAUGUGAUAAUAAGUUAACUGAUGUAAGAAUUGAUAUUAAUGACGUUGGAACUAAGUCAGUAGAUGAUAUUGCAACGUUUGUCGAAAGUGAGGAAAUAUCAAACACCGAUUCUGAGACUUUAGCAAUAAUCAGCGAAAUGGGAUCGAAACUGGAUAUAGACAGUGAGAUGGAAAAGGAAAAAAUCGAUGAACAAAUCUUGCCAGAAUCGGAACCAGAAUUAGCUACUAUAUCAGAUAAAGACAAUAUUAUGUAUCUAGUCACUAAUAAUAUUUGUAAGGAGAGAAAAGAAAAUAGUGUGGAAUGUAUAAGUAAUGGAAUUGAGAACUUUGAUUUUUCAGGCGGAAAGGACAUAAAAGAUGAUGUUACCGUAGGCACACCUUUAUCAACUGUUGAUUAUAGUGUGAAAUGUGAAAAUGUCGGCAUAGAAGAAAUUCAAGAAUCUGAAAGUUUACAUACAUCACAUGAUACAAAAGAGCCACCUGUAACAGUACAAAAUUUAGUUCAUAGCACUAACACAAAUAAUGAUAUCAUUACCCCUGAAAGCUUAGAUCAAAUUGAAGAGUUAAAAUAUGAAAAUGUUUCAACCGAACAGACUAUCUCACCUGGAACAGUACAAAAUAAUAGAGAAAUUUUGCUUGACCAUGAUGAUGCGCAGGGGGAAAAUGUAGUAAAUGACUUUAAUGAAACUAUUGAUAUUACAAAACACAGAUCUGAUAAUGAUGAAAAAACAGUCGAAGAUGUGACACAAGUAUCCACAGGCGACUCCACUAUGUAUAUGGAUCUCAUUAAUGAUACAAAUAACGAGAACUAUAAGACUAAUGUAUUGAAUGUAUCUUACUUCGAAUCAACCGAAGGGGGUAACGAUACUUGUGAUGUGGACGCUCUGCUCAAGAGCGAGUCCACUGUAUAUUUAGAUCUGCCUAGCGUUAUAAAAGAAACGGACAGUUUUCUCCAAUCGGAGCGAGUUUUCAACAAUCAGACGGCCGAUUUCCAAGAUGUUUGCGCUAGCACGCCUAAGGGCAGCGACAGUUCCAUCGAGAACACUCUAGAAACCUCCGCGAUCCAGAACGAGUACGAUUUACUAUCGAACACCAAAGUCCCCGCGAGCGACGCGGGCGUGACGCUAACAAAGCUGGAGCAAAAGUGCGUCCCGGACAACCUGAGCCCGCCGGAAUCGCCCACGAAGAGCCACCACACGGACACGUACGAGGAGAACAGCUCCGUGGUGCUGGGACCGUUCGAGAACUGCUCGCUGGAGCUGUUCAAGGCGGUGAAGUCGGAAGUCGUCGACCUGCCGAGGGAGGAGCUGCUCGCCUUCUCGUCGAACUUCAGCGAGAUGAACCUCGAGACGCCGUCGCCGUUGCGCGACGGCAACUUCCUGAACGAGGUGCCCGACAUCGAGAUGCAGUUCGACGACGUGUUCACCGCCGUCGACUCGAAGCCCGACAGCGGUGACGCGCACACCGACAACACCGACAACACCUACGACAGGUCCAACACGGAGAAGCGCGUGUCGCCUCUAACGCCGCCCAACUCGCCGGGCGUCUUCCUAGCCUCCACUUCGCAGCAGAAGUACUUGGUCGACAUCGAUCUCGACCAACCGUCGCCCGCCGCGCCCCCCACUCGUUCCCCCCUCAACGGCUCGCCGCCGCCCCAAGCGGAGUCCGGCCCCCUGCAGAAGGAGAUAGAUCUGAACCAAAUCGAGCUGCAGAUCACCACGAAGCUUGCGAUGGCCGAGAACGAGAACAACCUGAACAUAGAAUACGCCGGCCCGUUGGCCGUCGAGGGCUUCGCGAGCGAAGAUGGGCGGACGCGAGACAGCGACGCGAUACCGGAGUCCUAUUUGGCGGGCAGUGGGAGGACCCUGGAAGACCUGAGCGGGGACCUCGCUCUCGACGAGGAGUGCGUGAAGGCUCUAAGGAACGAGUUGGAGCUGAAGCUGCCGUUAGCACAGGUGGCGGCGAUAGAGCCGGCGGCCGAGGCCGAGUGGGGCACGGAGCUGCCGCCGCCGCCCGAGGUGGUGCUGAACUACCCCGGCGCCCUCAGCCCCAUCGCCGAGGAGACCGGCCAGCAGCUCUCCGCCUACGAGAACGACGCCCAGUGGAACGCGUCGACGCGCACCGACUCAUCGGAGAGCUACCCGGAGCCGUGCAACAACUCGGCCGACGAGGUGACCGACCUGCCCACGGGUCAGCAGAGCGCCGCCCCCGACCGCUCCACGUACACCGUCCAGUCUAGGGAGGCCUCCCCCGACCGCACCUACACCGUGCACAAGGACGUCGGCAGCAGCAAAGAAAUCACCAUGAGCGUCGACAGCCUAAACGGCAGCCCAUUGAGAAAGCUGCAUGACCAAACGCUUUCGCCGAUCGACGACAGAACGUACAACAAGAACGAAAGGGAAGAGGAGAAGCUGUCGAACUGCGAGCGGCUGUCUCAAGUGUCGCCGUACCUCCUCAGCCCGACGACCGACACUUCGGCGCCCGACAACUCCGACAACGUGGCCGGUUGCUCGACGCUCUCCAAGCCCACUUUACCCACCGACGCGAAAUCCUCGAAGCCCUCGGAGACCCAGUGCCUGUCGAAGGCGACCAGCAUCGACUCGUGGUGCUCGAACGACACGCUGUACAACGUCGAGGAGAACUUCGACGACCUGGCGCUGGAGCCCGACGUCCUUAUGGACCUCGAGCCGGACCUCGAGCCGGCCGGGGGCGAGAAGAGCGAGAGCACCGACACGCUGACGCACGACGAGAAGGAACUGAGCCACUGCACCACCUACAUCAUACACGACAGCAAGUCCGAGGCGUGCGAAACCUUCUCGCCGGACUCCAUCACCGGCAACGACAACAACACGUACACGAAACCGAAGACCGAAUUGGCGGGCGCGACCCCCUCGGCGAUGACCAAGUCCGAUCUGAACGAUUCGACGAAGAACACGCAAACGAGAGACCUCGCCUACGGCACGCUCAUGUCGGGGCUGCCCUCCUACUCGAACUGCACAACGGAUCUCCUUUCUACCGCCGACGAAGCUUGGAAAAUGCAACAGCCCGAGCUAGUGAGGAGAUCGCCCCUGGGCGACGAUUUCAACUUCACGCCUCCGAAGCAGCCGACGGAAAAGGACUGCACCGAAACCAGCAGCCCGAAGACGGUGGAGCCGAGCGUUCACAGAAUGGACAGCGUGGAAGUCACCUGCCUGAAAGACAAUUCCGACAGCGAGAAUAGGUCCGAAACAGAGAGCCAGGGGAUUCUGGUCGAGAUAAACGACAGCCAGGACUACCACUACAGGAACAUGGCGCAUUCCGUGACGAGCACUCCGUUAACGGAGCCAGUGGGGGAGGACAACGCCGAAGCGAUACCGAUCCAACUGCCGCAGAUAACAACGGACAGCGGCGAAUAUCUGUCGAGUAACUUGCCGAACUUUCAAACGUUCCUCCAGUCGGCCGAGAUCCGACCGCAAGACUUGUCGACGGGCGCGAGCAACGACGGGGCUAAUUCCAACCAGGACUCUGAGAUAUUGCUUGAUGGCGAGAGCAAGAGCCUAAGCAGGAACAGCAAGGAUAGCCUCGCCGUCUGCGACCGGACUCCCACUUACUCGGACUUCGAGAACUCUGCGUCCAUGAAGCCCCAGGAGAUGCAUUCGAGGGACAAAUCCGGGAGCCUCGAGGCGGUCGCCAACUCGCAGGACUUCCAGAACUUCGAAAACUCUGCCCGGAACCGCCCCCAGGACUUGUCGUCUCUCAUCGACGCCAGUUCCUUACUACUGAAGAGCGAGAGGCAAUCGAGCGAACUAGCUUUGGAGUCCACGAGCAUACCGGACCAAACAAACCGUUCAGGAAACUCUGUGAACAAUCUUGAUACUCAAUCAUUGAUAAUAAGUCCGCCUAAAACAGUUUUUAUAAACGAAUCUCAUGUUACGGAUAUUAAUAGGCCUAUAGAUAUAUUUACAACUGACCUAGAUAUGGAAGAGGAAACCGAGCAGCCGCAUUCAAUAAUAAUCACCGAAAGCCCAAUGUUAAUGAAUAAAGCGAGUCCAGUUGCAAACAAAACGUUCGACUCUCACGCAGAAAACACGACAUACGACUCGCAUGCGGGAAUGUUUCAAAUUUUAAACAAAGAACAGAGUAGAACGGCAGACGAACAGAAUAUAGAAGAAGCGGAGACAUCUAAAGUAAAUGGUGUCGUUAACGAAAUGGUAACAGAACGGCUACAGUCGCAGAAACCAAACGAUACUAGUGACGAAAUCAGUGUUAACGAUACGAAAGUCUGUUAUUCUCAUAAUGAUCAACCAAAAAUUGAAUCUCAUACGCCAGAGGUAAAAGUCGCAAGAGACAUUAACGAUAUAAAGUGCAACGGAGAUAGUGAGAAGUACGCGACAGUUAGCUUUCUCAAUGAAUCGUUCGAAGAGCUAUUAGAGAGUAACGUUGACGAUAACGAUAGCAGAGACUUCGACGCUGAUUUGGUUAGCAAAGAACAGAAAAGUAACGAUAGCAACGAAAGAGAUGGCAGUAUCGCGAAAGAGAAAGUGUCCGAGUCAUCUGAAGAACAUGAGGUAGAAAACAUUUACGAGAACUUGAGGCACGUCGAUGCUGUAACGAACGGUGUUACGGAAGCGGAGGACGAAAAGUUGACGUCGGUAACGGAGGAUUUUUUACAGAACGAGAAGAAGUUCUGUGAGUUAGACUCGUAUUUUCCUCUGCUGAGUGAUAUUAGAUUCACUGGUCCAGGAACAGAAAUUAUGAGUACGUCUUUCAACCAAGACACACCUACGGAGCCGAUCUCGCCCGAGUGCGAGCAGGACAGCAAACCGGACACGGCAGCGGACUUACUGAAAGAGUGGGACAGCGAUAGUGACUCUCACUCUACAAACUCUUCCAGUGGGGAGUUCAUAUGGAAGGGCGGCGACGGCCGGGUCGCCUCCGUCGUGCCGUCGACGCGCUUCGAGCACCAACGCGAGGGCCCCUCCCAAACGCAGCGGGGGGGCGGCGAGCUGUCCGGCUCCGGCGGGAACGCGUCCUCCGGCUCGGAGGGCUCCGAGAGUGACGAGGUGGAGUUCGUGCCCUCGUCGUGGGACUGCCGCGCGGCGCCGGCCAAGUCCUCGCUGCGCAGCCUCGAGCAAGCGCCGCCGGACAGCAAGAAGCGCGUCGUGUUCAAGCGGCAGAAGUACCACUGCGUGUACGAGUACCCGCGCGAGGCGGCCGACGCGGACGCCGAGUCGCCGGCCUACCUGCCCGACUACUCCACAUACUCUGAGUGGGACCCUACGAGUGCGGAGGACGCGGAACUGGGCUACGGGCAGCUGUUCGGCGCGCCGAGCCCCCUCGAAAUGUUCCCGCUGCGUGCUGGUAUCGCCUUCGCUGCAGAUUACGACGAGGAUUUCUUCAUAUCGUCGUCGGCUCGCCCGUUCGAGAGUUUAGGCGUGAUGUCCACCACCAGCCAGUUCUUCCCCGGGAUGCACGUCAAGCCCUCCCUGCUGGAGAGGGACAUCGAAGAGCUGGAGGACUUUCCGCCGCCGCCGUCGCCCUCGCCGCCGGCCGCGUUGGCGCAGACCAGGACGCCCUCCCUGGACCUUACCACGCCGGACUCGGGCGUCGAGGACAUCACCCCCGGCUCGACCAGCACCGAAGACGACUUCAAGGCGAAGAAGGCGACGGACGGCGACGCCUGCUGGCGGCCCGUCGACAGCGCCAGCUCCAGCGAGUCCGUGAGCCCCAGCUCGCCGGGGGGCGAAGCCCUAGGCGGCCUCAGGCACACGCGCGACAAGCUCAAGCUGGACCUGCCGCCCAGCCCGCAUAUACCCUCCCCGCGCCACAACAGGGUGUUCAACUUUGUACUGGACAAGCCGAAGAGGCGCGGCCAGGAGGAGCGGACGGAGUCGGGCGCCACGCCGCUGGUGAUGACCGACGAGACGCCGAUCAUCACCACCGCGCUGCCGUUAACGAGGGAGUCCGAUGACGUCGUCCCCGAGCCGACGUUCUCGACGUUCGGCAAGUGCUCCGCCAAGAGCUCGGAACCCGAACAGAAGGCGAUGAUACUGACGGACGACGUUCAAGAGCCCGAGACGAAAGAGGAGGGCUCGAGCCAAAAGGUUGAGGCUGUGAAAGGAGAGGGAACUGUCCUGGACAGCGGCGACGAGGACUCUGGCAUUGAGAGUAGUUCGAAGGCCACCCUUGAGAGGAACAAAACCACCCCAAACAUCUCC
Molecule: messenger RNA, 8529 nt
Organism: Iphiclides podalirius (scarce swallowtail)
Lineage: Eukaryota; Metazoa; Arthropoda; Insecta; Lepidoptera; Papilionidae
Source: the annotation of a GenBank genome assembly